Neopsephotus bourkii (Bourke's parrot) is the source of this 11985-nucleotide messenger RNA. It is a transcript of the gene KMT2A, whose product is annotated as lysine methyltransferase 2A. Gene Ontology annotation, molecular function: protein binding; histone H3K4 methyltransferase activity; DNA binding. Lineage: Eukaryota; Metazoa; Chordata; Aves; Psittaciformes; Psittacidae. The coding region runs from base 23 to 11920 and encodes 3965 amino acids. Gene Ontology annotation, cellular component: nucleus; histone methyltransferase complex. The transcript has 36 exons. The record is from RefSeq and is a predicted model, not a curated record. Gene Ontology annotation, biological process: positive regulation of DNA-templated transcription.
GGCUCGUCGCCUCACAGUAAAGAUGGCGCACAGCGGUCGGUGGCGCUUCCCUGCCCGGCCCGGCAGCGGCGGCUGGGGCCGCCGGGGGCUGGGAGGGUCCCGGCUGCGGGUGCCGGCCGUGCGGAGCCUGCGGCCCGCCGAGCCGACGGCGGCGCCGGCAGCGGCGGGAGAGGGAGAGCGCGGCGGCCCGUGCUCCGGCGGGGCGGCGGGAAGCGGGGGAGGCGGGGCAGCGCCGGGCUCCGGCGGCUCCGGGGGCCCCGCGGCCGGGGUGGGACCCGGCUUCGACGCGGCGCUCCAGGUCUCGGCCGCCAUCGGCAUCAACCUGCGGCGGUUCCGCGCGGCCUGCGGCGCCGAGGCGGGCAGCGGAGAGGAUGAACAGUUUCUAGGUUUUGGUUCAGAUGAAGAAGUCAAAGUGCAAAGUCCCGCCAGGUCCCCCACAGUUAAAUCCAGUCCACGCAAGCCUCGUGGGAGGCCCCGGAGCAGUUCUGACCGGAGUUCAGCCGUGCUGUCAGACUCAUCAUCAGUGUGUUCCCCUUCAAGCAAGUCUGAAACCACAUCUAUGGAGAAAGUCAAGAAGAAGGAAUUGAAGAGUGGGGAAAAAAGGCGAGGAAGACCUCCAACGCUUACAAGUGUGAAGUUCAAAUUGUCACAAGUAAAGGACGCGUCGGACAUUCAGAAGGGCAGCAAAGAGGAAAAAGAGAGUCUGAAGAAAAUCAAAAGGUCACCAUCCACUACAUUUCAGCAAGCAACAAAGAUCAAGAAGUUAAGAACUAGUAAACUCUCCCCACUGAAAUCUAAAUUUAAGCCCGGGGCAAAACUUCAGAUUGGGAGGAAGAGCGUUCAGAUCGUGCGCAGGAGGGGCCGUCCGCCGUCCUCUGAGCGUUUAAAGACGUCCUCCACCUUGGUCAUGAACUCACAGCUGGAGAAGCCCCAGAGGAUUCGCAAGGAAAAGGAUGGCACACCACCUCUUACCAAGGAGGAGAAGACGGCUGUCAGGCAGAGUCCACGCAGGAUUAAGCCCGUUAGGAUUAUACCUUCCACCAAAAGGACGGAUGCCACGAUUGCAAAGCAGCUUUUGCAGAGGGCUAAGAAGGGGGCACAGAAGAAGAUUGAGAAAGAGGCAGCCAAGCUGCAGGGCAGGAAGGGCAGAACCCAGCUCAAGAACAUCCGCCAGUUCAUCAUGCCGGUUGUGAGCGCGAUCUCUUCACGGAUUAUCAAAACACCCAAGCGGUUUAUUGAGGACGAAGACUACGAUCCUCCCAUUAAGAUAUCCAGACUGGAAUCUACACCCAACAGCAGGUUCAGUGCCACGUCUUGCGGCUCCAGCGAGAAGUCCAGCGCCGCCUCCCAGCAUUCGUCCCAGAUGUCUUCAGACUCCUCGCGAUCCAGCAGCCCCAGUGUGGACACAUCAACAGACUCUCAGGCUUCCGAGGAGCUGCAGACGCUUUCUGAGGAGCGGAGCAACACUCCAGAGGUCCAUGCGCCGCUGCCUGUUUCUCAGUCCCCCGAAAAUGAUAACGGCGAUAGGAGAAACAGGAGGUUUUCGAUAACAGAAAGAAGUUUUGGCCAGAGGACUACUAAAAAGCUGUCGGCCUUGCCCAGCGUGCCACAGCAGCAGUCCUCCUCCUCUCCUCCUCCCCCCCUGCUCACUCCUCCACCACCACUGCAGCCCGCUUCCAGCAUCUCGGACCAUACUCCCUGGCUGAUGCCUCCCACCAUACCAUUGGCCUCCCCCUUCCUGCCCGCUUCUGCCGCGCCGAUGCAAGAGAAACGUAAGUCAAUUCUGCGAGAGCCGACGUUUAGGUGGACCUCCCUGAAGCAUUCCCGUUCGGAACCACAGUACUUUUCCUCAGCAAAAUAUGCCAAAGAGGGUCUUAUUCGCAAACCGAUAUUCGAUAACUUCAGGCCCCCGCCGCUGACACCGGAGGACGUCGGCUUUGCGUCUGGUUUCUCAACCCCUGGUGCAACGGCUCCAGCGCGCCUCUUCUCUCUGCAGUCCGGAGCGAGGUUUGACAUGCACAAGAGAAGUCCUCUGCUGAGAGCACCCAGGUUCACACCGAGCGAGGCCCACUCCAGGAUCUUUGAAUCUGUCACUCUGCCCUCAUCGGUCGGUCGCACCUCUGCAGGGGCCUCUGCCACGGGUGUCUCCUCUCGGAAGCGGAAGAGGAGAGUGUUCAGCCCCAUCCGCUCGGAACCCAGAUCUCCUUCGCACUCCAUGAGGACAAGAAGCGGGAGACUUAGUACCUCUGACCUGACAACGCUCACCCCCCAGUCUUCUGUCUCUUCCUCAUUAACGAGCAUUUCUGUUAGUUCUCUCGCCACUAGUGCCUUAAAUUCAACUUUCACUUUUCCUUCCCAUUCCCUAACGCCGGCUGGGGAAUCGGCAGAAAGAAGUCAGAGACCAAGGAAGCAGACGAGCACUCCGGCAGAGCCCUUCUCUUCCAGCAGCCCUGCUCCUCUCUUCCCCUGGUUCACAUCAAGCCCCCAGACGGAGAGAGGCAGGAACAAGGACAGGGCGGCAGAGGAACUCUCCAAAGAUAAAGAUGCUGACAAAAGCCUGGAGAAGGACAAGGGCAGAGAGAAAGACCGAGAGAGAGAGAAGGAGAACAAACGGGAGUCAAGGAAGGAGAAAAGGAGGAAAGGGUCAGAAAUCCAGAGUAGCUCUGCCUUGUUCCCUGUAGGUAAAAUGCCCAAAGAGAAAGUUGUCAGCGAGGAUGCUGCAGCAUCAUCAUCUGCCAAAAAAACAGGCGGGCGGAAGAAGUCUGUGGCACUCGACCCUGCGGCAGAUGCUUCCGCCGCGGUGCAGGCCGAUGCAGCAGCCAGCAAAACCAAAACAUCCAAGAAAGGUAGAGGAGGGUUAGACAAGUCGGACCUGGACCUCAGCCCCGCCGUGCCCUCGUUGGAGAAGGAAAAAGCCCUGCGUCUCUCUGCUCCUUCGUCCAGCACCGUUAAACAUUCCGCUUCUUCCAUCAGCUCUAUGUUGGCUCAAGCAGACAAACUGCCAAUGACUGACAAGAGGGUGGCCAGUCUUCUGAAAAAGGCAAAAGCCCAGCUCUACAAGAUUGAGAAGAGCAAGUCCCUCAAGCAAGCAGAUCAGCCAAAAGCACAGGGACAAGAGAGCGAUUCAUCGGAAACGUCAGUCCGAGGACCACGAAUCAAACACGUUUGCAGGAGAGCAGCCGUUGCGCUGGGCCGCAAACGAGCGGUCUUCCCAGAUGACAUGCCCACUCUGAGUGCCUUACCGUGGGAAGAGCGGGAGAAGAUACUGUCUUCCAUGGGGAAUGAUGAUAAGUCAUCGAUAGCUGGCUCGGAAGAGGCUGAACCUCUUGCUCCACCGAUCAAGCCGAUUAAGCCGGUUACCAGGAACAAGGCACAACAAGAACCUCCGGUGAAGAAGGGCCGACGCUCGAGGCGCUGUGGGCAGUGUUCGGGCUGUCAGGUUCCAGAGGACUGCGGUGUCUGUACCAACUGUCUAGACAAACCCAAGUUCGGUGGGCGCAACAUAAAGAAGCAGUGCUGCAAAAUGAGGAAAUGUCAGAAUCUACAGUGGAUGCCUUCCAAAGCCUAUCUCCAGAAGCAAGCUAAAGCUGCAAAAAAGAAAGAGAAGAAGUCGAAGACAAAUGAAAAGAAAGAAAGCCAUUCUGGAAAGAACCAGCUGGACUCUGGACAGAAACCAACUCCUCAGAGUGUCAUAUCGAGAGAAGACAAUGCGGUAAAGAAGUGCAGCGAGCCUGCCCGUAAGCCCACUGAGGAAAAGCAUGAGGAUGGGAAUUCCUCCAUUCCGGUGCCAGAGCCCAAACAGGUCCCUGCACCUGGAACCAGAAAGACUGGCAAGCAGACAGCCCAGCCAGCGCUGCUCCCUCCUCCUCAGCCACCCAGCUCAGGACCUUUGAAAAAAGAAGCACCUAAACUUGCCACUUCUGAGCCUAAGAAAAAGCAGACUCCCCAGCCAGAAAUAGGCACAGAACAAAGCAAACAGAAAAAAAUUGCUCCCCGUCCAACUUUCCCUGUGAAACAGAAACCAAAAGAAAAGGAAAAGCCCCCUCCUAUAAGCAAGCCAGAGAGCAGCACGCUGAAUUUGCUCAGCACUCUGACUAACGGAAGCAGUUCCAAGCAAAAGCCACCUACAGAUGGAGUCCACAGAAUCCGAGUGGAUUUCAAGGAGGACUGUGAAGUGGAGAAUGUUUGGGAGAUGGGUGGGUUAGGCAUCGUCACCUCGGUACCUAUUACUCCCAGGGUGGUCUGUUUUCUCUGUGCCAGCAGUGGACAUGUGGAGUUUGUGUAUUGUCAGGUCUGUUGUGAGCCCUUCCACAAGUUCUGCUUAGAGGAGAGCGAGCGGCCCCUGGAGGACCAGCUGGAGAACUGGUGCUGCCGUCGCUGCAAGUUCUGCCACGUGUGUGGGAGACAGCACCAGGCCACCAAGCAGUUGCUGGAGUGUAACAAGUGCCGAAACAGCUAUCACCCGGAGUGCCUGGGCCCAAACUACCCAACAAAGCCCACCAAGAAAAAGAAAGUUUGGAUAUGCACCAAAUGUGUUCGCUGCAAGAGCUGUGGAUCAACAACGCCAGGCAAAGGGUGGGAUGCACAGUGGUCCCACGACUUCUCGCUGUGUCAUGAUUGUGCCAAACUCUUUGCUAAAGGAAAUUUUUGUCCUCUCUGUGAUAAAUGCUACGAUGACGAUGAUUAUGAGAGCAAGAUGAUGCAGUGUGGGAAAUGCGACCGCUGGGUGCAUUCCAAAUGUGAAAACCUCUCUGAUGAAAUGUAUGAGAUACUCUCGAACUUGCCGGAGAGCGUAGCGUACACCUGCAUUAACUGCACAGAGCAGCAUCCUGCGGAGUGGCGGCUGGCGCUGGAGAAGGAGCUGCAGGUUUCCCUACGGCAGGUUUUAACAGCCCUCUUGAAUUCCAGAACUACCAGCCACUUGCUGCGCUAUCGGCAGGCAGCAAAACCACCUGAUUUAAACCCCGAGACAGAAGAGAGUAUCCCGUCCAGAAGCUCUCCUGAAGGUCCCGACCCUCCUGUCCUAACAGAAGUCAGUAAACAGGAGGAGCAGCAACCUCUGGAUCUGGAAGGAGUGAAAAGAAAAAUGGAUCAAGGAAGUUACAUUUCCGUGUUGGAUUUCAGUGAUGAUAUUGUGAAGAUAAUUCAAGCAGCUAUUAACUCCGAUGGAGGGCAGCCAGAAGUGAAGAAAGCCAAUAGCAUGGUCAAGUCCUUCUUCAUCCGGCAAAUGGAACGUGUUUUUCCAUGGUUCAGUGUAAAAAAGUCCAGAUUUUGGGAGCCAAAUAAAGUAACAAGCAACAGUGGUAUGUUGCCCAACGCAGUUCUGCCGCCUUCACUUGACCACAAUUACGCUCAGUGGCAGGAGCGUGAAGAGAACAACCGCACUGAGCAGCCCCCUCUGAUGAAGAAGAUCAUCCCUGCUCCAAAACCCAAAGGGCCUGGAGAGCCAGAUUCACCCACUCCUCUGCAUCCUCCUACGCCACCUAUCUCUAGCUCUGACAGAAGCCGAGAGGACAGUCCUGAGCUUAACCCACCUCCAGAUGUAGAAGACAACAGGCAGUGUGCAUUGUGCCUGAAGUAUGGCGACGACAGCGCUAACGAUGCUGGACGUCUUCUCUACAUUGGCCAAAAUGAAUGGACACAUGUGAACUGUGCUUUAUGGUCAGCAGAAGUAUUUGAAGAUGACGAUGGCUCUCUGAAGAACGUGCACAUGGCUGUGAUCCGGGGAAAGCAGCUGAGAUGUGAGUUCUGCCAGAAGUCGGGCGCCACAGUAGGCUGCUGCCUCACUUCCUGUACAAGUAACUACCAUUUCAUGUGCUCACGAGCCAAGAACUGCGUCUUUCUGGACGAUAAGAAAGUUUACUGCCAGAGGCAUCGUGACCUGAUCAAAGGAGAGGUGGUUCCUGAGAAUGGGUUUGAAGUUCUUAGGAGAGUCUUUGUGGACUUUGAAGGGAUCAGUUUGAGAAGAAAAUUUCUCAGUGGCUUGGAACCAGAGAACAUCCACAUGAUGAUCGGUUCAAUGACGAUAGACUGUUUAGGAAUUCUGAAUGACCUCUCAGACUGUGAGGAUAAGUUGUUUCCCAUCGGCUAUCAGUGCUCCAGGGUGUACUGGAGCACAACAGAUGCCAGGAAGCGCUGUGUGUAUACCUGCAAGAUCAUGGAGUGCCGACCACCAGUCAUAGAACCUGACAUCAACAGCACUGUAGAGCAUGAUGAUAACAGAACAAUUGCCCAUAGCCCAGUUCCCCUUACAGAAACUCUACCUAAAGAGAGCCAAAAUACACCUGAAAUUGUAAACCCACCAUCACCAGAUCGUCCCUUGCAUUCUCAGACCUCUAGUUCCUGUUACUAUCCACUGCUCUCAAAGGGUCCUAGGAUCAGGACACCAACUUACCCAGCCGCACAGAGGUCUCCCGGCUCAAGGCCAUUACCUUCUGCAGGAAGUCCUACACCAGUGACCCAUGAAAUAGUGACUGUAGGAGAUCCUUUGCUGUCCUCUGGACUGAAGAGCAUCGGUUCUCGGAGACACAGCACCUCCUCUUUGUCACAGCAGCAAUCAAAACUCCGGAUGAUUUCCCCUCCACGAGCUGGGAACACUUACUCCAGGCACAGCGGAUCUGCAGCUUCCAGCAUGGGGUCCUCCUCAGAGCACGAGCCGAGCAUCAAGAGCACUGACCGCUUUGUGGGAUCGGUGAAUGUGGGUACUCCAAGUGCUCCAGUUCAAAGUUGCUCCACCAGUUCAGGCUCCCAGAAGACAGCAGCUAUAAGCGGAAGUAAAACUUACCAGCUGGAUGCCUCUCAGUCUACAGAAGGACAUUCAGCCAGUUUGGAUUUGCUAGCUAAAGGUGUGACUUCUAAAGGAGAGAAGACAAAAACACCGACCUUGAAAGACCCAGAUUAUUCAGCUCAUAGUUUUGCUUCUGGGGGAAACUCCAAAAUGUCCAUUCAGCCAACCAGUUCAUCGGGCGCAGAGAUGAAUGCUAAAGUAGGAACCUUUCAAGAAUGUUCAGGACCAUUUUCUUCCAAAGAGGCAAUAUCCUUCCCACUUUUGCAUCAGAGAGGCCCAAGGAAAGACAGGGAUCAGCACAUGGAACCUGUGCAGCUGGAGAAAACAGCCGUGGUUGAUGAGAUGGAUGCCAAGACCUUGAAGUCUGCUGGAGUAAAUAGCAGGCCUCCUGCAGCGAGUGAGCAGGUGGUUUCUGCCCCUAAAGACAGGCGUCAGAAGGGGAAGAAGUUAGUGAAAGACAGUUUCAAAGAGAAGCAUUCCCUGAAACCUCUUACAGAUUCGAGUCAAGCAGUAGGCAGCAGUGAAGGAAACCUGAAACCAGAGUUCACCAAUCAGGGUUUGGCAACGGAACAGCUUAGCCAGAGGUUGUGUAACAGUAUUCCUGCUGAAAAAGCUGGCGAUAAGUCCCCACCUUCCCAAGGGCCAUCCAAAGGUUCUGCAGCACAGAUGGAAGUGGCCCCCAGGGAAUCACCAACACCUAGAAAGCGCACUGUUAAAGUCACUCUGACACCGCUCAAGAUGGAAGGUGAAAACCAGUCUAAAAACGCACAGGCAGAAAGCGAUGCUGAGGCUCAGCCUGCAGGGGUAGAACUGUCUGCGAUGGCAGAGUCCUCCUCAACCUCGGAAAGCCAGGAAGAUAACCCUGUAGUUCAGGGAAGUCCAAAUGAAGCGCCAGCACAGGAAUCACAGAAUAACACAUAUGAAAACCUGCCUGUUCAAGAUAACAGCUUGCUGCUCCAGGAUGGAGCUAAACCUCCAGAAGAGGGCUCGUACAAGCGGAGGUAUCCACGGAGAAGUGCUAGGGCCAGAUCCAAUAUGUUCUUUGGACUGACUCCUCUGUAUGGCGUGAGGUCUUAUGGAGAGGAAGACAUUCCCUUCUACAGUAACUCGACUGGGAAGAAGCGGGGGAAGCGGUCUGCAGAAGGACAAGUGGACGGCGCGGAUGACUUGAGCACAUCAGAUGAAGACGACUUGUAUUACUACAAUUUCACUAGAACGGUGGUUUCCUCGAGCGCGGAGGAGAGGCUUGCGUCCCACAGCUUGUUCAGGGAGGAGGAGCAGUGUGAUCUCCCCAAAAUCUCCCAGCUGGACGGUGUGGAUGAUGGAACUGAAAGUGAUACAAGCGUCACGGCGACCACAAGAAAAGUCAGUCAAGUAAGUAAAAGGAGCAGUAAGGAAAAUGGAACGGAGAACUUAAAGCUAGAUAGAGGUGAAGAUGCCGGUGAGAAAGUGCAAGUCACCAAGAGCUCCUCUGUCCACAAAAGCGACUCAAAGAUGGAUAACUGCCAUCCGGUGAGCAGGGUUAAAGCACAAGGUCAGGACUCUCUGGAAGCUCAGCUGAGCUCUCUGGAAACGAGCCGCAGGGCUCACGCCAGCACACCUUCUGACAAGAACUUGUUGGACACUUUCAACACAGAACUCCUGAAAUCUGACUCUGACAAUAACAACAGCGAUGACUGUGGGAACAUCCUCCCUUCCGACAUCAUGGACUUUGUACUAAAGAACACGCCGUCUAUGCAGGCACUGGGAGAAAGUCCAGAGUCCUCAUCCUCUGAACUUCUAACCUUGGGGGAAGGUUUGGGUCUCGACAGCAACCGUGGGAAGGAUAUGGGUCUGUUUGAGGUGUUCUCUCAGCAGCUGCCCACCGCCGAGCCAGUGGACAGCAGCGUCUCGUCCUCCAUAUCGGCAGAGGAGCAGUUCGAGUUGCCGCUGGAGCUUCCUUCCGACCUCUCUGUUCUGACCACUCGCAGCCCUACGGUGCCCAGCCAGAAUCACAACAGGCUCGCCGUCAUCUCGGAGUCUUCGCUCUCCUCCUCGGGGGAGAGGUCGAUGCUCGCCUUGCCCUCCACGGAGUCUGGGGAGAAGAGAGUGACGGUCACAGAAAAAUCUGCCUCGGGGGAAGGCGAUGCAGCUCUCCUCAGCCCGGGAGUAGACCCCAGCCCUGAAGGGCACAUAACUCCCGACCACUUCAUUCAGGGUCACAUAGACACGGAGCACAUAGCCAGCCCGCCCUGUGGCCCUGUCGAGCAAGGGCACGGCAGCAAUCAGGAUUUAACAAGGAACAGCGGGACUCCAGGUAUCCAGGUGCCAGUAUCGCCCACCGUUCCCCUCCAGAGCCAGAAGUACGUGCCAAACUCCACAGACAGCCCCGGCCCCUCUCAGAUCUCCAAUGCUGCGGUGCAGACAACGCCACCCCACCUCAAGCCGGCCGCAGAGAAGCUGCUGGUAGUCAACCAAAACAUGCAGCCGCUGUACGUCCUCCAAACUCUUCCCAACGGCGUUACUCAGAAGAUCCAGCUAACGCCUUCCGUUAGCUCUGCGCAGAGUGUGAUGGAGACCAACGCUUCAGUGCUGGGGCCCAUGGGCAGCGGCCUCACGCUGACCACGGGAUUAAAUCCAAGCUUGCCCUCCUCUCAGUCAUUGUUCCCUCCCACAAGCAAGGGGCUGCUGCCCAUGUCCCAUCACCAGCAUAUCCAUCCCUUCUCCACCGCUGCUCAGACUGGCUUCCCACCAAACAUCAGCAGUCCUUCGCCAGGUCUUCUCAUCGGGGUGCAGCCGCCCCCCGAUCCUCAGCUCUUGGUGUCUGAAGCUAGUCAGAGGACAGACCUGGGUACUGCAGCCACUACUCCAGCCACUGCCCUGGGCAAGAAGCGGCCCAUAUCUCGCCUGCAGUCACGGAAGAGCAAGAAGCUGGCUCCCUCGGGAACCCCUUCUGCUAUAGCUCCUCCUGAUAUGGUCUCCAAUAUGACCUUAAUUAAUUUUGCUCCUUCCCAAAUUUCCAACCACCCGCUGGAUUUGGGAGCUAUUGCAAACUCCACCUCCCACAGGACCGUCCCCAAUAUUAUCAAACGGUCCAAGUCUGGGGUCAUGUAUUUUGAGCAAGCAUCGCUGCUCCCACAAGGUGGGACCGCCACUGCCGUAGGCACAUCUUCCAGUGUUAUUGGGCCAGAGGCCAGCCACCUCCCUGCAGGGCCUGUGUCGGGCCUGGCCUCGAGUUCCUCAGUGCUGAACGUCGUGUCCAUGCAGGCCACGGCAGCACCGAGCACCGGUGGGUCAGUUCCCGGUCACGUUUUGGGACAAAGUUCGGUAACAUUAACUAGCCCUGGAUUAUUAGGGGACAUUGGGUCGAUAAGCAACCUUCUGAUCAAAGCUAGUCAGCAAAGCCUUGGUCUUGGUCAGGAGCAACAGCACAUGACUUUACCACCAAGUUCUGGGAUGUUCUCGCAACUGGGAGCAUCCCAGACUCCAUCUACAGCAGCAAUGACAGCUGCAUCAAGCAUAUGCGUUCUGCCUUCAGCACAGACGAUGGGCAUGACAGUUGCUCCCUCCUCUGCUGACCCGGAAGGCUCUUACCAGCUUCAGCACAUGACGCAGCUCUUGGCCAACAAAACCGGGGUGGCUUCCUCCCAGCUGGACCUCGGCACAGCUUCGGCCACAACGCAGUUGUCCAGCUUUCCACAGCUGGUAGACGUUCCCAGUAAUACUGGACUGGAGCAAAGCAAGGCUUCCUCGUCCGUGAUGCACGCCAGCUCUGCGUCUCCCGGAGGCUCCCCCUCCUCUGGCCAGCAGUCAGCCAGCAGCUCCGCACUGGCUCCCACAAAAACCAAGCCGAAAAUCAAACGCAUUCAGCCGUCAUUAGACAAAGGGAAUGGGAAGAAGCACAAAACAUCUCACUUGUGGAGCGGUCCCUCUGAAGCACAUGCUCCUGAGAGAGGGGCUGUCGCUGUACCCCAGGUCUCAGCUGCAGGGACUGCUCCUCUGAAGGCAGAUACACAGGAUCCAGCAAGCGCAGAUCAGUCAUUGCAGAAGCCAUGUGGCCAGUCUGCAGGGCAAACGUCAGUGCUGGCAGAAUCUCAGUCAACACAAAGUGCAACAAGUGAGCAAGAGAAUGCAGGCUCAAAAGCUUUUGAGGAAGAAGAGAGCACUUUCAGCUCCCCACUUAUGUUUUGGCUUCAGCAAGAGCAAAAGAGAAAAGAGUGUCUGGGUGAGAAGAAACACAAGAAAGGUUUGGUUUUUGAGAUCUCUAGUGAUGACGGUUUUCAGAUCUGCGCAGAAAGCAUUGAAGAUGCCUGGAAGUCACUGACAGACAAAGUGCAAGAAGCCCGAUCCAAUGCCCGGCUGAAGCAGCUCUCCUUUGCAGGUGUGAACGGUUUGAGGAUGCUGGGCAUUAUCCAUGAUACUGUCGUGUUCCUGAUUGAGCAACUGUACGGAGCAAAGCACUGCCACAACUACAAGUUCAGAUUUCAUAAGCCAGAGGAGGCCAAUGAACCUCCCCUGAACCCCCACGGCUCAGCCAGGGCUGAAGUCCACUUGAGGAAAUCUGCAUUUGAUAUGUUUAAUUUCUUGGCUUCUAAACACCGACAGCCACCAGAAUACAACCCAAAUGAUGAGGAAGAGGAAGAAGUACAGCUGAAAUCAGCCCGGAGGGCGACUAGUAUGGAUCUGCCAAUGCCCAUGCGCUUCCGACACUUGAAGAAGACCUCCAAGGAGGCAGUUGGUGUCUACAGGUCUCCCAUCCAUGGCCGGGGUCUGUUCUGCAAAAGGAACAUCGAUGCAGGUGAGAUGGUGAUCGAAUAUUCAGGCAAUGUCAUUCGCUCCAUCCUCACUGACAAACGAGAGAAAUACUACGACAGUAAGGGCAUCGGUUGCUACAUGUUCCGCAUUGACGACUCGGAAGUGGUGGACGCCACCAUGCACGGGAACGCGGCCCGCUUCAUCAACCACUCCUGCGAGCCCAACUGCUACUCCCGGGUCAUCAACAUCGACGGCCAGAAGCACAUCGUCAUCUUCGCCAUGCGCAAGAUCUACCGCGGGGAGGAGCUCACCUACGACUACAAGUUCCCCAUCGAGGAUGCCAGCAACAAGCUGCCCUGUAACUGCGGCGCCAAAAAGUGCAGGAAGUUUUUAAACUAGACCUUCAGUCGGCUGCGAGGGAGCCCCGAGGGGCCGGGGCAAACCAAAGCUUCGUGUGACGCCCU